AUGGAGGUAGACGACGAAGCGCUGGAGGCACAACUGCUUCGUCUUUGCAGUUGUGGAGAUACUGCGGCUGCAGCACGGCUUCUCUGCUCGGCGCCUGCCGAUGUGCUGCCGGACGCCCUUGAGCUUCGUGACCAAGACAAGCGGACACCUUUGCUUGCAGCUGGUGCUGCAGGCUCGCUGGACCUGGUGAAACUGCUGCUGGAAGCUGGUGCAGAUGGAGAGGCAUCCGACUCGGAUGGCUGCGGCUUGGCGCUCCUGGCUGCUUCCUCAGGAGAUCCCGAGCUCCUGGCAUGGCUGAUUCAUCGAGGCCUGGCCGACUUGACUGAAAGCGCACAUGAUGGAAGCACUGCGCUACUUUGCGCUGCUAGCAACGAGGCAGGAGCUGUGGAGAUGCUCCAUUUUUUGCUCGAUGGACCUCCAGGAGCCCUGGUCGUGCCGUCUUUGGAGGAGCAGGACGAGCGAGGCGCCAAUGCGCUGCUAGUUGCUGCGGAGGCAGGGGCGGUGCCUGCAGCGCAGGUGCUGUUGGCACGUGGGGCGUCACCGGAGAGUCGUGACGCACGUGGAUCUUGCGCGCUGCACUAUGCAGCUGCUGGUGGAUCCAACAGCAUGGUUGACUUUUGCGUCAAAUCGUUGAAAAUCCCCGUGGACGUCGUGGACAGCGAUGGAGACACACCGCUCAUGAUUGCAGCGCACGAAGGCAAUGUCGAGGUGGUGCGCUGGCUGCUGGCAGCGGGUGCCUCCCUCGAGCAUCGCAAUGCGGAAGGAAUGUCGCCCUUGAUGGCCGCAGCUGCUGGGGAGCGAAGUGAGGUGUUGUCGUUGAUGUCGCAAGUCGCGGGAGAGGCAGUCGCCAACUUGUGGCUUCAGGACGUGCAGCAUCAUCCAAAGCUCCUGCUAAAUUUCUUGGAGUGUGGGCUCUGA
Messenger RNA from Symbiodinium sp. CCMP2456, 918 nucleotides. Lineage: Eukaryota; Dinophyceae; Suessiales; Symbiodiniaceae. The record is from the annotation of a GenBank genome assembly.